Messenger RNA from Salvelinus sp. IW2-2015, 2340 nucleotides. Its product is annotated as serine/arginine-rich splicing factor 9. Gene Ontology annotation, cellular component: cytoplasm; nucleus. The record is from RefSeq and is a predicted model, not a curated record. NCBI's taxonomy places the organism in Eukaryota, Metazoa, Chordata, Actinopteri, Salmoniformes, Salmonidae. Gene Ontology annotation, molecular function: mRNA binding.
AUAGCAAAUAAUUUGUUAUUCAUAAAGGUUAAUAACCGAUCUAAAUACUUGUUGAUAUUUACACUUUAAAAUUAAAGAGGGGACUAGACUAUAGCUAACGUUAGCAUGGACGGAAACAACAAGAGGACUAAAGUUAGCUAGCUAGCUCGAACGUCGCUACCAAGCUAGCCAGUUAAUCGUUCACGUAUUGUAGUGUUAUAACACAUUUUCGGACCUAGCGAACUGUAGAUAUAAUAACGUUAUCUAGUUAAUCGAAUUCAAUAGGGGGGAAAAGUAUAUUCAAAAGCAUGUUUUGUCGAAUGCAAACACAUAGCUAGCUAACUAACAUUAGUAUUAUCAUGACUCCAUUGGGUUCUCGAGAGCUAACACAUAGGUAGCUAGCCAUGUUGUUAGCUUAGCAUGCUAACUUUAUUUAGCGGGCUGACUUGUUUCUGACUGUGUGUACUUGUAACUGCCAGACCUUGCCUGCAUUCCAAACACUUAAGACACACCCUAUUUCCUCAGCCCUCAAAGUAAGUGGACACUUCUGAUGACGUCUGACGAGUAUACACUUGCAGGGUGAGGGGGGAAGGAAUUAUUUUUAAAUGGACCGCCCUUGCCCGGAAAUUCGUCAGUCAUUCAUGCCGCGAAGAUUGUGUUUUCAGCCACUGGUAGCGUGUGGGUGCUUUAUAUACGCUACGCUUUCAGACUGGUCCAAGGUGCUGUGCCGAUUAUAUUGAACUCAACAUGUACUACUCCUACUCCACAAAGAUUCUAGAUUUUUCCAAAUUAAAACAUUAGAAGAGGAUGGAUUGGGACUAGGAUUAGGAUACGGAUUCUAUACAAUUUUUUGGUAUGCAAUUUAAAAGCACUAGAAGAGGACGGAUUUGGAUUAGGAUACGGAUUCUAGAAUUUUUUUUAUUUAUUUAAAGCAUUAGAAGAGGAUGGACUAGGAUUGGGACUAGGAUUAGGAUACGGAUAAUCUCCACCAUUGUUCUUGGAAUCGAUCAGUGAGUUUGAAGCCUGCAGGUGCCUUCGGUUUAUUUUAGCAGGGCCUAACCAAUACCAACAAUGACUGAUGGAAGGAUCUACGUGGGAAAUCUUCCAAUGGACGUCCAGGAGAAGGACAUAGAGGAUCUCUUCUUCAAAUAUGGAAAAAUCCGGGAUAUCGAACUAAAGAAUAACAGGGGAACCAUCCCUUUUGCUUUUGUUCGCUUCGAUGAUCCACGGGAUGCGGAAGACGCGGUCUAUGGAAGGAAUGGAUAUGGAUUCGGAGACUCCAAGCUGCGUGUAGAAUACCCUCGCUCCUCUGGCGCCAAAUUUAGUGGCCCUAUGGGAGGAGGAGAAGGAGGGGGUCCUAGGGGGAGGUUUGGGCCCCCAACUCGGAGAUCUGAGUUCCGGGUGAUAGUGACUGGCUUGCCCCAAACCGGGAGCUGGCAGGAUCUGAAAGACCACAUGCGUGAGGCGGGGGAUGUUUGUUUUGCCGACGUGCAGCGAGAUGGUGAAGGAGUGGUGGAGUUUGUUCGUCGGGAGGACAUGGAAUAUGCCCUGCGCAGAUUGGACAGGACUGAGUUCCGUUCCCAUCAGGGGGAGACGGCGAACAUUCGUGUCCACGGAGAACGUGGUGCCAGUUACGGUCGCUCGCGGUCUCGCUCCAGAUCCCCCCGAGGGCGUGGCUACUCACCACCUCCUUACCAAAGCAGAGGGUCCACUCCACAGCGCUACCAGUCACCCCCACGCCGCCUUGUGUCCCGCCAUAGCCCCCCAGCGAGGCGACACCCAGUACCGUACCAUAGCCCGCCCCCACGCCACUAUCGAUAGACCAGCCGGCCAUUGAUGAUUAGGGGCAGUUUAAUUAUUAUUUUUAUCCCAGAUCUCAAAUAAUUGUCCCCCUUUUGCUUGCUAUGUACAUUCCUUUAUCAGUCACCCCUGCUGGCCUUAAUAUUGUUGAUUUCCUUAAGCUUCAGCUCCCCAUGUCAGGUCACUAGUCAGCUCAGUUCUGAUGUCUGGUGAGACCAUUUGUUAACAUGCCAAUUAACUGGUCUUGCUGCUCAAGUACAUGUAUGAACAUUAUCAGUUUGAUGAACACUGCCCUGAGAAGUGCGACACCCAACAAAAACUAAAUGUGAACAUCUGCCUGCAUCGUCUAUUCCUUUUAAAUGAAUUGUAAGUGUGUGUGUGAACCUCUAAGAAUGAAUGAAUACAUUUGGAUAUUGAUUGUAAUCUGGUAAACCUCUGUGAAAAUCCCAUGUUUUAUUUUAAAGAAAUAUUGAACUUUAGCCAGUUCAUUCCUCUGUUUUUGUAACCUGUGGUGUCUAUAUGCAAGCAUUUUGUUUUCAAUUAAAACACAAACAAACCCAA